GAGCCGAGGGCGGUGGCUUGGGCGGCUGGUAGGCGUCGUCCGCCCCUCCGCACCCGCGGUGUGGACGCAGAACUCAGCGGAGAAAGGCGGCUGAGAAAUGGAGGGGAAAAUGAAGUAUUAAAAGUGGCAGCGAUGCGGCAGAUCCUAAGAGAACCAUGGCAACAUCAGGUGACUGCCCCCGAGGUGAACUGCAGGAGGGAGAAGAUCAUGUGGAGUGUGGUGACCAGGAGCAUCUCCAGGAGGGUAUGCACCCAGAAGAGUUUGUGGCCAUUGCAGACUAUUCUGCCACUGACCAGACGCAGCUCAGCUUUUUGAGAGGAGAAAAAAUUCUCAUCCUGAGACAGACAACUGCUGAUUGGUGGUGGGGCGAGCGUGCAGGCUGCUGUGGGUACAUCCCUGCAAACCACCUUGGGAAGCACCUGGAGGAGUGUGACCCUGAAGACACGUGGCAGGAUGAAGAGUACUUCGGCAGCUAUGGAACCCUGAAACUUCACUUGGAAAUGUUGGCAGACCAGCCACGAACCACUAAAUACCACAACGUUAUCCUGCAGAAUAAAGAAUCCCUGAAAGAUAAAGUGAUUCUGGACGUUGGCUGUGGAACUGGGAUUAUCAGCCUCUUUUGUGCACAUUAUGCGCAGCCGAAAGCCGUGUAUGCGGUGGAGGCCAGCGAGAUGGCCCAGCACACAGGGCAGCUGGUCAUGCAGAAUGGCUUUGCCGACAUCAUCACCGUUUUCCAGCAGAAGGUGGAGGAUGUGGUGCUGCCGGAGAAGGUAGACGUGCUGGUAUCCGAGUGGAUGGGGACCUGCCUGCUGUUUGAGUUCAUGAUUGAGUCGAUCCUGUACGCCCGGGACGUGUGGCUGAAGGAGGAUGGGGUCAUCUGGCCGACCACGGCCGCGCUGCACCUGGUGCCCUGCAGCGCGGACAGAGACUACCGCAGCAAGGUGCUCUUCUGGGACAACGCCUACGAGUUCAACCUCAGCGCCCUCAAAUCUUUAGCAAUUAAGGAGUUUUUUUCGAAGCCCAAGUACAACCACAUUUUGAAACCAGAAGACUGUCUCUCUGAACCAUGCACCAUAUUACAGCUGGACAUGAGAACCGUGCAGAUUGCUGACCUAGAGACAAUGAAAGGCGAGCUGCACUUUGAGAUCAGGAAAGCCGGCACUCUGCAUGGAUUCACAGCCUGGUUCAGUGUCCGGUUUCAGAGCCUGGAGGAGGAUGAGCCCCAGCUGGUGCUGAGCACAGGCCCGUUGCACCCCACCACCCACUGGAAGCAGGUGCUGUUCAUGAUGGACGAGCCUGUCCCCGUCCUCACGGGAGAUGUGGUCACAGGCUCGGUUGUGUUGCAGAGAAACCCCGUGUGGAGGAGGCACAUGUCCGUGGCGCUGAGCUGGUCCGUCACUUCCACACAAGACCCCACAUCGCAGAAAGGUGGAGAAAAAGUCUUUCCCAUCUGGAGAUGACAGCUGAAGUUCUGUGGGAAGCAGUGUGCAGACACUGCAGGAAUGAACCCGAGCGAACGAAGACGCACUGGGACGGGGGCCCACGUUCUCGCUGCCUG
Molecule: messenger RNA, 1558 nt
Organism: Neomonachus schauinslandi (Hawaiian monk seal)
Lineage: Eukaryota; Metazoa; Chordata; Mammalia; Carnivora; Phocidae
Gene: PRMT2
Product: protein arginine methyltransferase 2
Exons: 11
Coding region: 156-1460 (434 amino acids)
Biological process (GO): peptidyl-arginine methylation
Cellular component (GO): nucleus
Molecular function (GO): protein binding; protein-arginine N-methyltransferase activity
Source: RefSeq, a predicted model, not a curated record